AUGGUUGACUGCCGGCGCUGCAUAUGUGGGCACGAGCGAGCGCUCGAUGAGGAAUCUCUGAUCCAAGCCAUCGCUGAACUGAAACUCAACGGCUCUCCCGAGCACAAGCUGCAUCAUGACAUCAGCGACGGGGAAGCUCUGCAUCGCCUCGUGCCGCCUGACCGCUGGUGUGUCACACGUGAAGAUUUUUCGCAUCUCCACCAACUGAUUCUUGAUGCUUUAGAGGAUGGGUGGGUGGCGCCGUCUGCAGCAGAUCCAUUCGACAAGACUGAUGGGACCAUUGGUCCCAGCAUCUAUACCUUGACCGACCAGCUCAUAAAGCCCAUAACGCUGGCCGCUGGUGGCAUGAGCUGGUCUUUGAUGAGGCAUCCUGGUGGGCUCGCAUGCGACGUCUUCGUCACGCACGCCUGGCAGGAAGGCAUCUUCGAGUUCACCCGGCAGCUAUUGAACUCCUGGCCCUUUGAUGCGAGGAAUGCCUGGUGCUGUAUGCUCGCGAAUCCCCAGAACCUCAACAUCGAGAGGCUGAUCAGCGAACCGAAGUCCUCUCCUUUUGCACUUGCACUCGUCUCUGCGAAGUAUGUGCUUGUGGUGCCGAACGAGAAUGAAAGCGUGUAUGCGAGGUUAUGGUGUGUUUACGAAGCUUUUCUUGCGUUUGAGCACGAAAAAAUCAUUCUGACAGCUACCAUGCCCUACCACCGGCGAAAGCUGGAAGCGGCCAGCACAGCAGUGUUUUCUUUUGGCGUGGGCUUUUGCGUGGGUCGUCGGAUCUUCAGCUGCGAGUACCACUCCACGCCAGCACGUUGGCUGACGACGAUUUUCUGCUGCUUGUUCUUCAUAUCCAACUGUGUUUCUGAUCCGCUUUGCCGCCGUAUUGCUCACCUUGCCAAUGCUGGCUUGGCGGGAUUUUUUAUGGCUGUUUCGCUUGUGCCGCUGCAAUUGUUGCACUUUCCGCACCAGCAGGUGUCAGCAUUUGUGACGACGUCGAAUCUUUUCUGGUGUUCGAUGGGGGUAUGUAUAACAGUGGCGGAGGUAGACCGAGUAAAUCGGCAAGCCACAGAGGCAAGCGAAAUGAGUUUGGAGGCUGGCUACUCGGGGAGCAGCUGCUUUGCACGCUGUUCUUGGGAAGACGAUGCUCUCAGAAUCUGGCGGGAGAUCGGGGCACGAUCUAGUGUAGUUGACGCCACUAUUGGUGUGCUGCUUAGAGCGGGCAUGUCGACAGCUUCCUUGCGACGAGCAUCAGCAGCAGGCAUCGACGUCAAGCAUGCGGUGGAUGCAGAUCACGCGACUCUAAUGUAUUUUGUAACCUUCCAUGUGGCCCGACUUGUCACUUGCACUUUGGUCCUUGAUUCCCCUGCUGGCUGGGCAGUGACACUUUUCUGGCUGGGAGCCAUCCUUGGCACUGUGCUGACGUACGUGCGAUCGCAGAAAGAUGGCCGCGCCUUCAUCUGCAAAGUUGCCAAGAAGGUGUUGAUGCUGGACCUUGCCCAGAUCAUUGUAUGCAAGAUCGCCGAUCUGAGCUUCAUGUCCAACACAGCGAUUGUGCUUCCCCUCGGCACUUCCACGGCUUUCCUGACGUCGAUGCUCUCUCUGAUGGGCUUGGACGGGGCUGCGACAUUGCCAGGUUGUGGCUCCAUCCUUGCCAAGGACCAAGAAGUCGAGAAAGAGUUCCUUUGCAAGACCCUGCGGGUCGCUGCCGAGGCCCGAGGAGUUACCACAGAGGAAGCGGCGAGAGCAGAGGCCAGUGAACGAAUCCAGGAUCUUCAAAAUCGUGCUGCCAGCCGAGACGCGCAGCUCAAGGCAGCCUUGACGGAGACCGCUGCUCUGGAAGCCGCGCUUCGAAGUCAACGCGCCAAGGCUCGAGACCUGUGUCUGCGAGUCGAGCGCCAGGAGCAGCGGUUGAGGCAGCUGCAGCGAGAGCAACAUCAUAAAGACCUUUUGAAGGAUGCCGAGGCGAGCUUCAGCUGGUCAGAUGCCUCCGCCGAACUAAUUGCGGCCAUCGGCGAACUGGGCUUUGCAGAAGUCGCGCAGCGAGGCCCCCGGAGCUCCGGUAGCGAUGAGCACACUUCCACAGGGCUGCUCCUGCAAGCUUCCCUCCUGGACGCGGCGGCGCAGUUCCUGCGGGGCGAGCUCGAGAGCUUUGCAGAAGCUCUUCCACAGGACACGUGUCACAAAGAAGUCAAGACAGCCUCUGCGCUGGGCCUGCUGAGGGAGCUCCGACGCAGGUGUGUCUGCCCGCCAAGAAAGCUAAGGGAUGAGAUCCGAUCGGGAUCCAAGGGACGAAAGUCACCAGGCACAGGCUCCAGAAUGUGCCAUCGCAGCCCAGCCAAGGUGGCUGCCUGCGACGAGCUCCGGAGGCGUUCAGUGCUGAUGGAGUUGGGUCGAAGUGCUGAGAUGUGGGCCCAGGCUGUGUUGCGGAGACCCGGGCAGACUCUCCGUCUCAACCCACGCAAGGCUAGUCGAGACAUCCUGACGGUGAUCAGGAACAUGGGAUGGGGCGUCCAUCCGCUGCCCUGGUACUCCGACGGAUUUCUUCUCUCUGGCUCCGGUCAGGACAUUGGCAGCACGGUUGAGCACUUGACGGGGGAGGUCUACAGCCAAGAGCCGACAUCCAUGCUGCCCGCCAUUGCUUUGGCACGUGCUGUGCAGGACGCCAAACCGGCUCCCGAGCUAGUCCUCGACCUUUGCUCGGCGCCUGGCAGCAAGGCGAGUCUGCUCGCGACGCUUUUGGAGUCUUCGCAAGUUGUAGCAAACGAGCCAGACGACUCUCGGCGGCGCGUGCUCUUUGCGAACAUGUUGCGCGCUGGUGUUGCCAAUUGCCUGGUUGUUGGCAGUGAUGGUCGUGAUGUGGGUGACCUCGCGACAAACUGCUUCGACGCUGUGCUGGUGGAUGCACCCUGCUCGGCGGAGGGCAACUUGAGGAGAAAGCUGGAUGCUGUAGUCUGCCAAGCCAUGCAACUUCAAAAUCUCUUGACGACGCGUUUUGCGGAGCUCGAUGAAGAAUUGAAAAAUACGUUCGACGAGCUUCAGAGGCGUGUUCGCAACGUGGAAGACACGAUUCAGGGAGAAGUUGCUGAGUACCUUCGCGAUCGUGAUAGCUUGUUGCCCGAUGAGACCGAUGUGGAUCCAGAGCCUGCUGACGUGCUCGAGAACUGGAUCUUGAGGGAAGACGCUCUCAGUGCCCCUCAAGAGGAAUCCAAAGAUGAGCUCCCGAUCGGUGCCCUGGUCCUGCGGCAGUCGGCAUUGGCACUGCAGAGUGCUUCCGGGCUGUCGCACCUCCGAUUGAACUCCCACAUGAUGGAGCUGUCCAACAAGACGAACGGGGUCGUCGAAGCCUUGGGCAAAGAUAGGAUCAAAAGCAAUUUGACACAGAGAAACCAGAAGACGACCCGGCGGUUCAGUGGGAUGAUGUAUGCCACCGAGCUGACGAACAGGUGUAAGUUGCCCGUGGUCAAGCCAGGCGACAAAAUCCGAGUUGCCUGGGACAUUGCGAGCAUUUGGUUGAUCGUGAUGGACUCUUUCUUGCUGCCGGCAGCCAUUGCAUGGGAGCUGGAAGAGCAGACAAAUAUGUCUUUUGGCAAGGCGAUCGUGCAGGUUUUUAGUGCAAUCGCGAUGGUGUUCUGGCCAUUGGACAUCAUUCUAAAUUUCAACACCGCCUUUUAUUCGGGCUCUGUGCUUGAGACUCGUCGUUCCGCCAUAGCCAGACGCUACAUGCGCUCCUGGCUUCCCUUCGACUUUACCGUGGUCAUGCUGGACUUUGCAUUGGCUCUCUCGACCGCCUCGGAGGAAAUGGGUGGCGUCCUGCAGCCGUUCCGAUCGGCCCGUUUCCUGCGGGUCUUCCGAUCACUCCGCAUCCUGCGCCUUCUCAAAGCCGGCAAAAUCAACGUGGUACUGGAAAACACGUUGAUCUCGAUGGGACGACAGUGGCUCAUCCUGGCCUUCACGGUGGGAAAGAUGCUGCUGACCAUCGUGAUGGUGCUCCACUUCCUUGCCUGCGCAUGGUGGGGUUUGGGCAAAGCUGUGUCAAGCCCGGGCCCACCUACGAUGAACAGUUGGAUAGAUAUUGCCGACGUUUGGCAUCUGAGUGGUCAAGCUCAAUACAUCCACGCGAUGCAGUGGAUCUUGCUCCCUCCUGCUCCAGCACCUCUUGCGACUGAAAGCGCUUAUGAGCGACUGGCUACGAUAAUGACAGUCGUGGUGACGGUUCUCGUGAUUGGCACAUCCCUUUCCGUGCUGACGGGAACUCUGCAGGAGAUCCGUCAGGUCAACAACGAGCGCAGCAGAAAGCGCCGAGAACUACGCAUCUUUCUCCAAACAAAGCACGCACCUACAGAGUUGGUUUUAAAAGUCAUGAGCUAUGCCGAUUACAAGAUGGCCCGGCACUCCCCGAUUGCAUUUGAUGAGACUCUGAUUUCGCAAAAGCUGGAAGCAGAACUAGCCAAUUUUCAGCAUGGAGAUUACCUUCGAGAGCACCCGAUCUUCUGGCUGCUGGAUACACUGUUCCCGCUAGUGUUCAACGACCUCUGCAGCACCCUGGAGAAGCAACUGUUCUGCGAGGGGGAGGCGGUCUUUCGACAUGGGACGCUGGCCGAAAUGAUGUAUAUAAGCAGCCACGGGGAUUUCCGAAUCUGCACAGAUGCACAAGCUACGAAGAAGUUCUCCGGCCCCCACUACUACUUCGCAGAGGUGGCCCUGUACGUCGAAGCAUCGAUGCACGACUGCACCUUGUUGGCCGAGUCCUUCACUGAGGUCUUCGUCCUGACAAGUACGAAGUUGGCGACGGUGUUGGCCAACUCCCCGGUAUGCGCGGCAAUGUACAUUGAGUAUGCGAAUGAGUAUAUCUCGCACUUCGUGGUGAUGUCACCAGAUGCUGAAGUGGAAGAAAUCAUGGAAGCGCAUCUGCAGAAUGCCGAGAACUCAUGCGAGAAUAAUUCUUUCUACUUGGACAUGUACGUCGACGAGCGAAAGCAGCUGAGCAGCAUGCAACUUGCUCCUCAUCGAUCUGAGCCGCAGAUCAGGUUGAGUUUCCGAAAAUCGGAAUCCGCGAGCUCUUUGGGAUCUGCAGAUGUGGCGGUUAUGACGCGGACGAAGUCUUUCCACCAUCGCGCCCGGACAACGAAAUCGCAGCGCCGACAUGAGGAUGAACAUGUCAGGCACAUAAGUCCCAAAGAAUUUGUUGCCAAAGUCUUUGAGACCGACCUACCGACAAUUACUUUGGUCAACGAACUCCGUGAUGCCUUUGUGGAGCUGGAUCCGGAUGAUGGUCUCCAUGCCAGGUUUUCGGAUUCGAAGGAACAGGAGCGAGCAGAGUCUGCGAUUUUGAGUCUGAUUGCCUUAGUUCGCGGCAACUACGAGGCAUACACGGCGCCACAGAAGCCGGCAGCGCGCCUAACACCGGGACAAUGGCAGCACCUUCAAAGUGUGGUGGCAUGGGCCGCACCAGAUCGGGAGAAGCUCUUGGCCGCUAUCCUUCUGCUGGCUGUGAGGGGCAUCGGCAAGUGCAGGUCAGUCACACAUCAGCUGCCUCCGCAGCACCAGCGACCAGACCAGGCAGUGUUGUUCAUCCUAGACCAUUUCCCCGAUGCUGUCCCAUCCAUAUACAGCGUCGCGCAGGAUGUCAGACAUCUCUUGGACGACACACUGGAGCUGCAGCAGAAUUUCAUAUUCGCGCAGAUGCUGCAAGGUGAGAAUGUUCCAGCCAACUUGGUGCAGCUCAAGGAUUUCAUAAAUCAGAGAAGCGGCGAAGAAACUCUGAAGUUCUAUGUGAUUUUCCUCUUGGGCUUUUUGUCCGGCCUAGCUGGGGGCCAGGGCUCACGCUUCAUGACCCACAACAAUGCCAAGACCACUAUCCUUGGCUUGUCGAUUAUGAAGCAGGUCUUGUCGAAGGAUCCGACAGCAAUCUACUGGACUUAUAUCAACAAUCGUGGAGUGGAGCUGGGGAGACACGCCAAGAGCACAGAAGACCUCGCGGUGUUGCGACUUGCAUGCUUGUGCCGUGCUCAAACGGAUAAGGACCUCAGUGAGCUUCAGAGCUCGUGGGAUCAGCUCAGCAAGACUGACAGGAAGGAGAUGGUCAAGCACUUUUUGGCAGACGGUAUUGUCUUCCGUGCAGUCGUCCUAGAGUUUCUGCCCUUGUGCUUGGAGCGUGCCAAGAAGAAUGCAUUUGUUACAGUCCCAACAUUGCUCGAGGUGUUGGUGGAGCUGUUGCGCGCUGUGCGUGCCACCGUUACUGGAGCAGGGCAGAUCGUAUCUGUCGAUCUUGCCGAUUUUGCGGCUUUCAUCCUGAUGGUGCAAAACGGCUUUGUUUUCCAGACUUGCCUGUCCCGUUCCAAACUUCAAGUUAAAGAGAGCCGCUGUACUUUGGAAAUGACGCAGGAAAACUGGCGAAGAGUCAGCGAGCCUCAUACAGAUGUCGUUCUGCUCGCCAACUCGGUCAGAGACCUCGUGCAGACACGAAAGCGAGAGAAGGCCGAGAAGGAGGAUUCCGUGGAACCCUUGGCCCUGGCGCCAGCCGUAAUGAGCUGCCGCUUUUAG
Molecule: messenger RNA, 6531 nt
Organism: Symbiodinium sp. CCMP2456
Lineage: Eukaryota; Dinophyceae; Suessiales; Symbiodiniaceae
Source: the annotation of a GenBank genome assembly